Molecule: messenger RNA, 3157 nt
Organism: Engraulis encrasicolus (European anchovy)
Lineage: Eukaryota; Metazoa; Chordata; Actinopteri; Clupeiformes; Engraulidae
Gene: g3bp2b
Product: G3BP stress granule assembly factor 2b
Exons: 14
Coding region: 223-1788 (521 amino acids)
Cellular component (GO): cytosol; ribonucleoprotein complex
Molecular function (GO): mRNA binding
Source: RefSeq, a predicted model, not a curated record
UUUGCGUCACACCCGGCUUAGCAUUGGGGUUCCCUGCUCGCUCAGCAGGGGGUGAAACGCCGAAGUGGUGUGUGAAGACCAGAAUUAUUCUGUGUCCCGAACGCCAUUCGUUCGUGAGAAAGGUGACAGCAAUUUGCGGUUUCCAAACCGAUUUCAUACAAAACACAGCGACGCCAGGCCGACGACAAUUUUCAUCCUGUGCAGCAUCCGGCUUCCUAAGAGAUGGUUAUGGAGAAACCAAGCCCCCUGCUCGUAGGCCGCGAGUUUGUGAGGCAGUACUACACACUUCUCAACAAGGCUCCUGACUAUCUACACAGGUUCUAUGGCAGGAACUCCUCUUAUGUGCAUGGAGGUCUGGACAGCAGUGGCAAGCCAGAGGAGGCUGUGUAUGGGCAGGCUGAGAUCCAUAAGAAGGUGAUGUCUCUGCAGUUCAGCGAGUGCCACACCAAGAUCCGCCACGUGGAUGCCCACGCCACUCUGGGCGACGGAGUGGUGGUGCAGGUGAUGGGCGAGCUGUCCAACAGCGGACGCCCCAUGAGGAGGUUCAUGCAGACCUUCGUACUGGCACCUGAGGGGUCGGCGGCGAACAAGUUCUACGUGCACAACGACAUCUUCCGCUACGAGGAGGAGCUGUUCAAUGACUCAGAGGCCGAGCUAGGAGAUUCUGAGGAGGAGGAAGGAGAGGAAGAACAGGUAGAGACUCAGACCUCACCGGAGCCACAGGAGGCCCCUGCCAGCACGGCGUACUACGAACAUGCACCUGUGAGUAACGGUGUGGAGGAGGCGCAGGAGGAGGCGGUGGUACCUGAGGCCGAGCCAGAGGUCCCCCCAGAGCCAGAGGUCAGCCAGGAGCCGGCUGCCGCUGCAGAGCCCGCCCCAGAGGCGGAGCCUCAGGCAGUGGAGGAGGCGGUGCCAGAGGAGGAGGAGAAGGUUCCGGAAGAGCUGCCCGAGGAGAAGGGCCCAUCCCCCGCACCCCCUGCCCAGUCACCCCCACCACAGACACCGGAACCACCCAAGGCAUUCUCCUGGGCCUCGGUGACCAGUAAGAACCUGCCCCCCAGUGGAACCCUGCCCUCUUCCGGAAUCCCUCCCCACGUGGUCAAGGUCUCCAGCCCACAGCCCAGGGUAGAGGUCAAGGCUGACGCCCAGGUGUCCAUGCCACGGGACCAGCGGGCGCGGGAGAGACCCGGUGGCUUUGCGCCCAGAGGGUACCGCCCAGAGGGUGCUGCUCCAGAAUCCAGUGGAAAACCUAACUUCAGUUUCAAAGGCGGGCGUGGGGAUGGUGAGGUUGGAGACCAGGAGGUGCGUAGGACGGUGCGGUACCCUGACUCCCAUCAGCUGUUUGUGGGGAACUUGCCACACGACAUUGACGAGUCAGAGCUCAAGGACUUCUUCAUGGGCUUCGGUACUGUGGUGGAGAUGCGCAUCAACACUAAGGGCGUUGGAGGAAAGCUGCCCAACUUCGGCUUUGUGGUAUUCGACGACUCUGAUCCUGUGCAACGGAUCCUGGCAAACAAGCCGGUGAUGUUCCGAGGAGAGGUGCGUCUGAACGUGGAGGAGAAGAAGACCCGUGCCCUGCGUGAGCGCGAGACCCGCGGCGGCCCCGGGGGAGGAGACAUGCGGCGUGGCGGCGGUGGAGGAGGGGGUGGUGGCCCCGGAUCCCGCGGGCCAAUGGGCAACGGCAUGGGCCAGAGGGGCCCGCCUUCCUCCCGCGGCGGUCUCGGAGGGGGCGGAGGAAGGGGCGGCGGCCAAGGCGGAGACAGGGGAUUCGCCAGCCAGAGGCGCUGAUGACUACGCCCACAAAACCAACCAACCGGCUUCUUUCUAGCUAAUAUAUGAUGAUGAUGAUGAUGAUGAUGACCCACCACCACCAUGUCUUGAUGGAGAGCGGGGAGGGGGGAAAAGCGACAAAAAAUUAUCCCAACAUUCACAGCGCUCUCUCUCGUCUCUUAUUUUUUUUCUCUAUCUCGAGCUAUCGCUCCUUCUCGUCUUUUUUCUGUUUUCUUUUUUCCAUUCAUUUUUCCCCCGUCAUUCUCUAUGGAAUGUCCCUGGACUGCCUGACUUGCUGGAGCAGAACAAGAGAUCCUGAUGAAAAAAAAAAAAGAAAAAGCUUUUGUUUAUUACUACUUAUUUCUUUUUUUCGUUUGUUUUCGGUUUUGUCAGUUACCUUUUUGAUUUCGUUUUUUUUUCUUUUGUUCUUUUUAGUCUUUUGUGUUAUUUCUGAGGAACAAACAAACAAACAUGAACUGGUGAUGUCACUCUGAAGAGGAGAUGGGAGAGAGUGGAGGGGGGCCUCUGGAUUGGUCAACCGGGACACAAGCUUGCACGCGACGACGCAACGGAAUGGACGCAUUAAAAAAAAAAUCAACGCUCACACACUCGAUUAAUUUAUUUUGGUAGUUAAUAAUAACGCGAGAUGGUGCCUUAUUACUAUUUUUCUCUAUCUCUUUCUUUGUUUUGUUUAAUUUUUUUCUUCUUCUUUCUCUCCCUGUCUGUAUGCUGUGAGAUGGGUGAUGGAGACACCACAGCAGUGUGUCCAUGGUUCAAAAGAUCAAUGCUGGUAUUCUCGUGCGCAUGCGUGUCUGUAUGUGUGAUCGUGAAUGUGUUACGUGUGUUGGACAGUGUGUGGUUGUGAGUGUGUGUGUGUGUGCUUGUUAGGUCAGGCCUAUGGACUUGGUUGAGCUUUUUGUGCUGAAAGGAAGGCUUUUUCGGUGCAUGUAUGUGUGUAUGAUUGAGUUACAUGUAUGUGAAGGGUGUGUGUGUGUGUGUGUGCGUGCACGUGUGCAUGUUGUAUGGGAAUGUGCGUGGUGUUGGUGUGUGUGUGCGCGAGAUUGUGUUCUGUUUGUGUAUUUCAGUUCACAUGUGCGUGCGUCCUUCCUUCUGUGAGACCUUGCAGCUCCCGCUAAGUAAAAAAAAAAAAGACUGAAUGUUCCGCUCUUUUCUACAGAAAGGCUAAAUAAUAAAAUAAAGACAACACAACAACCUGUAAGCGACUCUGCAGCGCCCCUGUUGGCCCCUCCCUUUGCUGCGGCAGAGAGGGGCCCUCGACUCGACUCUACUCGCACUGCUUCCGGCUCCCGCGCGACCAAUCCCAAACUGUGUGUAUGUAUGCGUGAGCGUGUCAACUUUCAAUAAAAACGAAACUACUGAGAAUCUG